Drosophila obscura is the source of this 1123-nucleotide messenger RNA. It is a transcript of the gene Cchl, whose product is annotated as holocytochrome c-type synthase. The transcript is spliced from 3 exons. The coding region runs from base 204 to 1058 and encodes 284 amino acids. Gene Ontology annotation, cellular component: mitochondrion. Gene Ontology annotation, molecular function: holocytochrome-c synthase activity. Gene Ontology annotation, biological process: cytochrome c-heme linkage. Lineage: Eukaryota; Metazoa; Arthropoda; Insecta; Diptera; Drosophilidae. The record is from RefSeq and is a predicted model, not a curated record.
UUUUCUGUUACUAAAAACUUACACCUGACAAGGAAUUAAAUUCCGUCUUCAUUACUUUGGCAACCCUUCGCGUAACCUUUUAGAAUUUCACUCUCCGCUGCAACUGUCCUGCGAUGAACUGUAAAUAUAUUAAUUAAAUUUAAACGCGAGUGACUUUCAAAACAAAUCAUCGAAUUCAAAGACUCAUAAGCUAGAGGAUUAGGAUGGGUAACAACGCUAGCUUCAACGUCCAGAUGGAGGCGCCGAAAGGUGUGCCCGCUGAUCAUGCCAAGCACGUGUCCGCUGGUGGCUCACCGCCACCAGAGUGCCCCAUGCACCAGAAGCAGGGUGGCGAUAACAAAUCUGCCUCGGCAGUGCCCCCACAUCCCAAAAUGCAGCAGCAGGCUUCUGAGUGCCCCGUGCAGCACGACAAUAGCGAUGUGAAUCCACUCAAUAUGAUGCCGCCGGCUAAUCAACAGCCCUCACCAGGACAGCCGUUCGCACUGCCCACCGAUCGGCAGACAUCAACGAUACCGAAGGUGACCGAGGACGGCAGCACUCAGUUCUGGCAGUAUCCUAGCCAACAGAUGUUCUGGAACGCGAUGCUGCGCAAGGGUUGGCGCUGGAAGAAGGAGGACGUGGACCAGAAGGACAUGGGCGAUAUCAUUCGCAUACACAACGCCAACAAUGAGCAGGCCUGGCAGGAGGUGCUCAAGUGGGAGGCCCUGCAUGCCAAAGAGUGCGGCAAUCCGCGCCUAAAAAGCUUUGGCGGCAAGGCCAAGGACUUCAGUCCCCGUGCCCGUUUCCGCAGCCUGUUAGGGUAUGAGCUGCCUUUCGAUCGUCAUGACUGGAUUGUGGAUCGGUGCGGCAAAGAUGUCCGCUACGUCAUUGACUACUACGACGGGGGACUUGUGGACAAGGACUAUCGCUUUGCCCUUCUGGAUGUGCGUCCUGCCAUGGACUCGGUCGACAACGUCUGGGAUCGUAUGCGCGUGACCUACAUGCGCUGGAGAUACGAACUCACUGACAAGUUUGCCAGCAAUGACAAGGAGAGCAGCAAGGCCUCCGCUAGCGACUAGAAACCGUUGCAGCAUAUUGUAUCUGUAAAAAAAUUGGACUAAGUUAUUAAAGCAAUUAGAAUUAA